GGGUUAGUGAUGUUAUUUGAAAAAUAACCAAGGGAAGCAAGUGUUAUAAUGAAAAGUUGACUUUUUCUUUGAUCGAGUAAUGUUUCUUUGUCCUUUUGGAGGGUGAAUUUCCUGAUUACUAUCAACAAACAUCGGGAAACUCUGGUCAUGUCUGGUGUCAGAAUCCUUAAUUAUUCUUCAAAGAGCCCUUAAUGAAUUUUAUUGACUACACCUACACGACAAGCUGUCUUGACACAUAAAAUAAACAUAAGGUAUCGUAAUAUUAUUUGCAUAACGUUAUUUAUAUGGAGGGUGGUAUUCCAUAGACCACUUUCCAAUAGGACACCCAUUCGGCGUCUCAUAUUCCGCUUGAAACUUAUGACGAAUCGUUUUUCGUUCUCCUGUUUCCUUCACUUUGUGUUGAAUGCCUAGGCCUACCUUUGAUAACCCAUUUCAUUCAUCCAAAUUAUAUUAUGUAGCUUAAAAAUUAAUCAGAGGGUGUGGGUUGGAAAAUCCUCUCCUCCCCUCCCCCAAAUCGGCCAAACCAUACACUAUUACGUGAGUUCUCUAAAAGUAAAAGACGGCUUUCGUCGCUAUAGACGACGACUAUUUGAUCACGUGAUAAGGCGUACGGAACGGAAAGUCACAUGACAUGUAAAUGUUACACCCGCUUAACUAAUCAAGAGAGUCUUCUUACAGUUAUCUUUCUCUCUCUGAACUUAAUCAACUAACUGUUGACUACAGGUCUAACUUUGCUUGGCGGCGGGAAGGAGGAAAGAAACACGCAAUGUCGUGGUUGUUUGUUAUUUUCCCUUUUCUCAUUCUUCUGACUGAAACAAACAGCAAACCACCACACAUUGUUUUCAUGGUUGUCGAUGAUCUUGGCUGGAAUGACGUUGGCUUCAACAACCCGGACAUCAUAUCCCCAAACAUCGACAGCCUGGCCCAUGAUGGCGUCAUCCUCAACCACGCCUAUGUGCAGCCCCUCUGCUCACCGUCACGGAGUGCAUUUAUGACCAGCUAUUAUCCAUUCAGGCUGGGGUUGCAGCAUAUGGUGAUCAACAACGCAGCCGCUGUGUGUGCUCCCAUGGACAAGACGUUCUUGCCCCAAGUCCUCAAGAAGAACGGCUACGCCACACACAUAGUGGGAAAAUGGCACCUUGGGUUCUGUCGCUGGGAGUGCACGCCCACCUACCGAGGUUUUGACACGUACUACGGCUACUACAACAGUGGAGAGGAUUACUACAUCAAAGUUCAGGGUGAGUCGGCCACUUAUGAUCCGAAAACUUUUGUCUAUGUCUCCCUGCAGGUUCCCUUACAUUACUACAACAUGUACCCAAAUAUCACCAACGAUGGAAGACGGAUAUUUUCAGGCAUGGUGACGGCCGCGGACGAUGUGGUGGGCCGACUGGUCAAGGUGCUCAAAGACAGGGACAUGUUUGAUGACACCAUCUUCUUCUUCACUGCCGAUAAUGGUGGCUGGAUACCGUACCACGGGAACAACUUCCCACUGAGGGGAGGCAAAAUCACCAUCUGGGAGGGUGGCACCCGCGUGCCUGCUUUUGUGCACGGGAAACCUCUACAGAAGACUGGAGUGAGAUAUGAUGGACUGAUGCAUGCAGUCGACUGGUUCCCCACGAUUCUGGAGGCAGCGGGAAUAAGUUACUCUGACCCGCACAGAGACGGGAUCAGCCAGUGGCAGUCCAUCACGUCACUGUCCGCCUCCAGACGCUCCGAGUUUGUCUACAACCUGGACAACUACACCACUCCCAACCAGGGACACGCAGCCAUCAGAGUGGGUGACUUCAAACUGAUCGUAGGUUACCCCGGCCUGUACAACGACUGGUACAAACCGGAGGAAGACUGGCCGGGACCCACGCCCAGCUCGGACUACUCGGACCUGGACUUACAAAUGGACCCUCACACCUACUCCAACUGGACCAAGUUCAGGGGUCUCUACAACAUCAAAGAUGACCCGUACGAACACAACAACUUGUACGACAAACUCCCAGAGGUUGUAGAAAAGCUCAAAGCGCGGAUGUCCCACUACUACACAAUGAUGGUGCCGGCUAACUACCCACCCAAUGACCCCAAAGCUGACCCCAACAACUUUGACCUCUGGUGGCAGCCAGGCUGGUGUUGAGAGGUCAAGAGGUCAUCUCUGUGCUCACUGAGGAGGUGUAUUUGUCACACCUGACGUAUUUGUGAGCACUCUUUGCGUACUGUUUUCUGAGAGGAAUCCGAAGAUUAUAAUCACCCAAAAUCAUAUUGUUGAGAUGGGAAGAGGCAGUAUUAUUGUUGAUAUUGUUACUGGUAUUAUUUCUAAUGCUAUGAUCUCUAUUAUUAAUGUUACAGUUGCAAUAUUUGUAUUAUUGGAUUUUAUUUUAAAAUUUUUCAUUUUUGACAGACUGUCAGAGCAGGUGAUAAACUUAUAUUUAUAUUCAUUGUUAUAAUCAUUUAUGAAAUGCUUCCUUUCUAAUGUCUUUUGGCCUGGCUACUGAAGUAACAUUAUAUUUUUCUGGUCAUAGUAGACUUUAUUUAACUCGUAAAUCUCGUUACCAUAAAAGGAUUUCAUAUCCCAAGGGUAUUUUUUUCUACUUUUUAGUCUAUGCACUGUUAAUUCCGUAACAUGAAAUCUGCUUAGCUCAAAGAAAUUCAUUGGUUAAGGGAAGUUCAUAAUAAUAUUAUCAGGUUUUACUAUGUGAGAGAUACUGGACUUCAGAUCAAGUGUGAUGUGAUUGAGAAGAAAACAGAAGGUUUUACUGUGUUUGCUGAGUGUUAGUUCUCUGUGACUGGGGAAAUUUGACCUCUGGGCCAAUCUUUCCAGUUUAAUGAUGUCAUGAGUGCAAAGAAAAUUGUGUUGCUUGUUUUGAGAUUUUUGUUUUUAACCCAUGCUUUUUGUUUAAUUGUUUCAAGUAAUGAUACUGUGUAUAGUAACUUCACCUGAUUAUAAAAAUCUCUUUACUGAUCUGUGGAAGUACCUUAUGCUGACUCUGUAGUUUAAAGUGCCAUACUCUGUCUACUUUUAUGUUUUCUAUUUCAAAGAGCAAUAAUUUUUUAAUUGCCCUGUUAAAAAUCUUACUUCUUGUUUAAAGGUGCUACUCAUGGCCAGUAAUCUUUUAAUUUUACUUUCUUCAGAUUCACUUUUUGAUAGCUUUAAGUUUGAGAUGUUUUUGUUUUUCAAUUGGGGAUUCAUUUACAUUAUCUUGUAGUCCACAAACGGGAAGGUUGGAGAACAGUCAAUCUCCUGUGACGUUGGCCUUCCCUUGCUACAAGUGUAUGCAAUAUUCUUGGGGGG
Aplysia californica (California sea hare) is the source of this 3277-nucleotide messenger RNA. RefSeq names its product arylsulfatase B. The record is from RefSeq and is a predicted model, not a curated record. The transcript has 12 exons. Lineage: Eukaryota; Metazoa; Mollusca; Gastropoda; Aplysiida; Aplysiidae. The coding region runs from base 767 to 2122 and encodes 451 amino acids.